CCUUCUUCCAGUUUGGAUCUCUAUUAACAGAGUGUUCAGUAUGAAUUUGGAAGAUAAAUUAUUAAACUUUUAUUUAAAACUAUUUGCCGCUUUAGGAUUGAAAAGAGAACAAACCAUUGUUGAUAAAUGUAUUUUUGCUUUUUCGCACUUAUGUAAUAUGUUUGUUGUCGCAAUGGUUGUAACAUUUCCAUGUGUUAUGGAAAGAUCUCUUGAAAAUAUUACAGGAUUUUUAGAAUCUACGUCUUUAACUACACAGGUAACAUCCAAGUUGUUUGCAGUAACUCUUUACAGAAAAGAAUUAUUAGACCUAGUAGAUAUACGAAAACUAUACUGGCCAAAAAACAAAUACGGAGAGAGCUUAAUAAAAUACGAAAUGAAAGUUCUUUCUGUCGUUGCCAAAGGAUACGUAGUUUUCACCAUCUGUACUUUACUUACAAAUAUACUGGUAGAAACUAAACCAUUCUUCGUACACCAGCUACCAACUGCGAGCUGGGUUCCACCCUUCAAACAUGGAUUUCUGUUUGUUUGGUUUGUGCAGGCUGAAACCGAGACGUUCGUGUGCACGCUGAUCUAUGGAUACGAUUUUAUUUUUAUGCUCACUGCCAUAGAGUUGACAAUACAGUUUAAGAUGCUUAAUCACGCUUUUAAGAAUAUGAAAACGAGACAGGAUAUGUUAGAAUGUAUUCACUACCAUCGCUUGCUUUUAGAAUUGGUUGAUAAAAUGAAAAAGCCGUAUACGAUGGUGUUUUUAUUUGAAUUUCUACAAACUACAAUUGGAAUAUCUAUGCAGCUGAUUAUUGUAACCCAACAAGCAGCAGACACCUCGUUAAAAAUAAAGGGUUGUACAUUCACCUUAAUUAUGUUGGUACAACUGGCAAUAUUCUCUUUUCCUUCUUCGUUCCUACAAGAUGAGGCAGAAACUUGUGCAUACGCAAUAUUCGAAUCUAAAUGGUAUGAAAAUGAUCAAUCUUUGAAGAAAGACACACUUUUUUUAAUGCUGGAAGCUCAAAGAGAAAUUGUUAUAGAUGCACUAGGAUUUUUUCAGGUUGGCCGAAGAGCGUUUGUUACGGUUUGUCGAUCGAUAUAUUCUAUCUACGCGCUUCUCAUAACCGUAAAUCGUUAAUCAGAUGAAUGAGACGAUUGGAAUUCAGUAAAAAAAUCAAAGCACGUAAUAAUAUAAUAAUAUUUACUAUCACUAUUGCUUAUACACUUAUCGAGACUUAAUAAAACAAUAUAUAACUUG
This is a messenger RNA of Diabrotica virgifera virgifera (western corn rootworm), 1243 nucleotides long. RefSeq names its product odorant receptor 49b-like. Gene Ontology annotation, biological process: sensory perception of smell; detection of chemical stimulus involved in sensory perception of smell. Gene Ontology annotation, molecular function: odorant binding; olfactory receptor activity. The transcript is spliced from 6 exons. Gene Ontology annotation, cellular component: plasma membrane. The record is from RefSeq and is a predicted model, not a curated record. NCBI's taxonomy places the organism in Eukaryota, Metazoa, Arthropoda, Insecta, Coleoptera, Chrysomelidae. The coding region runs from base 41 to 1123 and encodes 360 amino acids.